UUGGCGCUUUGAACAAUCGACGUCAUCCGGCAGUACCAGCCCACUGCUGCUGUCCCAAAGCAAGCACAAGUCUGAACUUUUCUCAAAGCCGAUAGAUAACAAACCAGGUUGAUUAAGGAAAGAGUGCGAGUCAACUGCACUUUUAUACUCUCAUUAAGGUUAAUUGCAAGUGGAGUAAUGUCAUUUUGUUCCUUCUUCGGUGGUGAGGUCUUUAAAGACCACUUUAAAACUGGGUUAUAUGUGUGUGCCCAGUGUGGCCACCAGCUGUUCUCCAGCAGAUCUAAGUACGAGCAUUCCUCCCCCUGGCCUGCCUUCACUGAGACCGUCCUCCAGGACAGUGUGUCCAAGCACGAGGAGAGACCUGGGGCAUUCAAGGUCCGAUGUGGGAAGUGUGGAAACGGACUGGGUCAUGAGUUUGUGGGCGACGGGCCAAAGAAAGGACUCUCACGUUUCUGAAUAUUCAGCAGCUCACUGAAGUUCGUCCCUAAAGAUAAGGUAGAUGGACAGUAAGGUGAACAGCAGGGGUAUGGAGUCACAGUGGUGGUAGAGCAAUAGGAUUGUCUGGAGUCUCUGUGCUUCUGAAGGUGUGGAGGACAGUGGAUGAAGUGUCCUGUGAUAAAGCCCACUCUGGGACCUCCAGGACACUGAUGGUCAAUGUCUUCACUGGACAAGUACAGGGGAACUCCGACCAAAUAGUCAGCUACAUAAUGCAGUAAUGCACAAUCAUAAUAUAACAAUGAUACACAAUCAUAACAAUAAUACACAAUCAUAAUAUAACGAUGAUACACAAUCAUAACAAUAAUACACAAUCAUAAUAUAACAAUAAUACACAAUCAUAACAAUAAUACACAAUCAUAACAAUAAUACACAAUCAUAAUAUAACAAUAAUACACAAUCAUAACAAUAAUACACAAUCAUAAUAUAACAAUAAUACACAAUCAUAACAAUAAUACACAAUCAUAAUAUAACGAUGAUACACAAUCAUAACAAUAAUACACAAUCAUAACACAGACAGGUACAAGGAGUUACACGAUUACACAAAGAUAUUCUGUCACUUAAUCAUUGUUUUAUUUUUUAUCUUAACAUUGUCAGUGAAAUGGGGGAUCACUAUGUAGCCUUCAUAGUGUUGAAUGUAACUUCAAGAUGUCCUAAUUUAUAUAUAGUAGUGAAAGCAAACAAAAGUGUUUCAAUCUACCAAUGUAUGUUAAUCAGUUCUAUCAAUGAUGUUAUGAGCCUCUUAAAGAUUUUAUUUACAUCACUAUCUAUCGUUUUAACGGUCACAAUGUGUAAUACGCAAACAAAAAGAGAAAUGAAACUGAGCAAUAAAGAUAUACUUUUAUAGAAGA
Molecule: messenger RNA, 1346 nt
Organism: Salmo salar (Atlantic salmon)
Lineage: Eukaryota; Metazoa; Chordata; Actinopteri; Salmoniformes; Salmonidae
Source: RefSeq, a predicted model, not a curated record